GACAGACAGCCUCUGGUGAGAGGACAACCCUGCUGCCACGCAACUAGUGGGUGGGAGAAGCAAACAUUCGUUCCUUGGGUCGCUAUCUCCGACUCCCGUUUAUUUCAGUCUGUUAUCCGGAGAGCGUUUAGGCGAGAUGAGCGGUAGACUCGGAGAUCUUAGCCCGAAACAAGCCGAGGCUUUGUCUCAGUUUCGCGAGAAGGUCCAAGAUGUUCUACCUCAGUUUCCAUCUCAGAGCGACCACUUCCUGCUGCGCUGGCUUAGAGCCAGAAAUUUCAGCGUGCAGAAAGCUGAAGCAAUGCUGCGAAAGCAUUUGGAGUUCCGGAAACACAUGAAAGCUGACACUAUUGCAACAGAUUGGAAGCCCCCUGAGGUUCUGGAGAUGUACCUCCCGGGGGGCAUGUGCGGAUAUGACCGUGAGGGCAGCCCCGUAUGGUACGACGUCAUUGGGCCCGUGGAUCCCAAAGGCCUCCUGCUGUCCGCCUCCAAGCAGGACUUCGUCAAGUGCAAAGUUCGUGAUUGUGAGAUGCUGCAGAAAGAGUGUGACCUACAGAGCCAACGGCUGGGUAAACAUGUGGAGUCCAUCACAAUGAUCUACGACUGCGAAGGUUUGGGCCUGAAGCAUCUGUGGAAGCCGGCGAUAGAAACGUAUGGAGAGGUCCUGACUAUGUUUGAAGACAAUUAUCCUGAAGGACUCAAACGAUUAUUUGUGAUAAAAGCACCAAAACUGUUUCCUGUAGCCUAUAAUCUGGUGAAGCACUUUCUGAGUGAAGACACUCGGCACAAGAUCAUGGUUCUGGGGUCGAAUUGGCAGGAAGUGCUCCGAAACCACAUCGACCCCGAGCAUCUCCCAGCCGUUUACGGGGGGGAGCUGACCGACCCUGACGGUGACCCCUGCUGCAGGACCAGGAUUAACCAGGGCGGGCAGGUGCCCAAGAGGUACUAUGCACGGGACUUCAUUAAGGUCCAGUAUGACCAGUGUGUGUCUGUGGGACGAGGCUCCUCCCACCAGCUGGAGUAUGAGAUCCUGGUGCCGGGCUGUGUGCUCGGGUGGCAGUUCACCUCUGAGGGUGGGGAUGUGGGGUUCGGCAUCUUCAUAAAGAAGAACCGGGGUGAGUGGAUGAAGGCAGGACAGAUGCUGGAGGUGCUGCCCAGUCAGCGCUACAACGCCCACCUGGUGCCUGAGGAUGGUUCCCUCACCUGUACAGAAGCAGGAGUGUAUGUGCUGCGAUUUGACAACACAUACAGUAUCUUCCAGUCCAAAAGGGUGAGCUUCUCAGUGGAAGUGCUCCUGCCCAGUAGGGACAGUCAGUCACAUCCUGAGACAAGCAGAACGUCAAACCACAAGGCCCCCAUCAGCCAAUAGGAUGCGACUAUGGAGCUGGCCAUUUAGAGGCAGUCCCUGGAGAGCAAUCCAGCACUUACCUAUGUAGCUUAUCUAUGUACACUGUAUUUUCCAGAAAGUUGUGAAGCUAUAAUGUGGACAAAUGGAUGAAGAAGUAAAACUGCUGCUCUCAGGAAGAAAGUAUGUCAAUUUAGUGAGUAACUUCUUCAUUACCCUGUUUGAAAAAAAAUAUUUGCACUUUUGUGCUUUAGCAUCUUGCAAAACAUGGCAGCAGUUUUCAACCGAUGCAUUCCAGAUAACGUAGGUUUUUAUAUGUUUCUUCUGGCUAGAGACCUUUCUGUACAGCUGGGCUAAUAGGAGCUGUGCUUGUAUUAGCUGCUUAUUUUAGUGUCCAGGCCAGAAGAGAGUUUACUUCACCUACAUCAAUGAAUGUAAAGAAACACAAAAACAUUACUUUUUGAGGGUAAUAUAAGUAGAGAGACACAGAGUCUUUUAAAUAGCACUUGACCGUUGUAGUCAUUCUUGGUAUUUCCUAUAGUACAUUGUGACUGUACUCGCUCAUUUAACAGAGACUGAAUGCUGGAGUCUGGAUAAGACUUUAAUGUGGUACCUAUGGUAGAGCUCAUGAGUGUAAUUUUAUCUUAAAAAUACUAAACUUUUCUUCAAAUAAUUUAUAUGCACUACUGUAUCAAAAAGUGCCAGCUUAUAAAGGUUUUAGCUCUGCACAUAAAACAGUGUUGCCUGAAUAAUAACAUAACUGUUGGCAUGUACAAAACCAGGCUGUUUGUCUUCAGCUUUUCUGGAGUUGUGAGAAAUAUUAAGAAGCCUGACUCAAUGACGAGAGUGAGAUGUUUCCUGAAGCCAGUCUUGCUCCUCGUGUUCAGUAGCUUUGCCCUGGAACAAUACCACAGCGUGGUCGAAUGAGCUUUUAAAAAAGAUUACUUAAUCAUGUAGCCAAUUAUAACAGCAGUGUACUAAAACCAAAGUUUAGCAUAGCCUGCAAGUAAUUUUCUUUUUGUCUGAUCAGCAUUGAUUCAUAAGCUCCAAAUUUGAGAGGAACUAAGCCAAAUAACUUAAUAAUCCUGUGUGUUCCACAGCAAAUUUCUUGGUUUUUUUUCUUUCCAUUGUGUUACCGUCCAAGUCGUGAGCGGCACUAAAAAUGACCUCUCUUAAAACAGUGCUUUGUUUGUCAGCUAUGUACAUCAUACUGUAAUAUUACUGUUCUGUUGGUUGAUGAGACUAUUUCAAGUUGGCAUGUUUUCUUUGACACCAAGUGUCUGUUCUUAUCAUUACAUGCUGUUUUUUUUUUCUAUUAAUGAUUAAGUGCACAAGGUGCUUCCUUGUCCUUUAAGGCAAAAUUGGUAUACCUCUGACUGUGGCCUGCGAUGGAAUCUGCCCGGUGUGCAUAUUGUUGUGUUCUUGUAAUGCAUAAAUUGCCUUAAUUUUCAACUACUUCAAUAAUUAAACUGAUAUGAACCAA
This is a messenger RNA of Electrophorus electricus (electric eel), 2825 nucleotides long. It is a transcript of the gene sec14l8, whose product is annotated as SEC14-like lipid binding 8. NCBI's taxonomy places the organism in Eukaryota, Metazoa, Chordata, Actinopteri, Gymnotiformes, Gymnotidae. Gene Ontology annotation, cellular component: cytoplasm. The record is from RefSeq and is a predicted model, not a curated record.